UGCGAGCAGAGUACAUACCUUUUAUUAGGUAAUUCGACCUGCAUCCUGCCUGAUUAGCCUCAAAUAUCCUAAAAAAUGAGGACAACUGCCUGAUAAUCACUGAAAGGAGGAAUUAUUUUUAUUUUUUAAAACAGUUUCUGAUUAAACUCCUUGGCUGAAGAAGAGAAGCUAGUUGUUUCUCACCGAGGAGUGGAUCUGUGGUUUGGCUUCCCCAUGGCUUUCUGCCGCGUGUGUGACCUCAAGGUGCUGGUGGCCAUUGUGUGUGGGCUGCUGACCGCCAUCGUUUUGGGACUGGGCAUCUGGAGGAUCGCAGUCAGGAUCCACAGAGGAACAACUAUCCCCACAUCAAGCACCCCUAUAGCAUUCUGCAGGAAUGGUGGAACCUGGGACAACGGCAGAUGCAUUUGUCCAGAAGACUGGAAAGGCCUGAGAUGUACAGUUGCUAAUUUCUGUGAAAAUAGUACCUAUAAGAGUUUUACUUUUCCCAGAAUUUCAGUGGGAAGAUAUGGACCUUCCUUCCAAACAUGUGACAACAGCACUCUAAAUGCGGGCAAUCCAAUGGCAACCCGGCUGUGCAGCCUUAAUGAAAAUGGAGAGAUAGAAUUACAAAAUGUGACAAUAGGAAAUUGCAAUGAAAAUCUGGAAACCCUGGAACAGCAGAUAGGCAAUACCUCAAUACCGUUCUCGAAUAUCUCUAUGGAAGUCCAGAUUUUAACAUCUAAUGCCAGUAAAUUAACUCCUGAGAACAUCACUUCUGCUACUCGAGUGUUGGGACAGAUCUUCAACACAUCCAGGAAUGACUCAUCUGAGGCAAAACUAGUUGCUGUAACAACAGUGAGUCAACUUCUAGAUGCCAGUGAAGAUAUUUUUCAGGAAGCUGCUGCUACUGAUGAUGCUGCCUUUGAAACGCUUAUUGAACAAAUAGAGACUUAUUCCUUGUCUUUGGGCAGCGAGCCAGUGGUGAAACCUAAUAUAGCAAUACAGUCUGGUGACAUCCCCUCAGAGGGCUCCACAGGCGUUCUCUUCACUGUACAGAAAGGAGCAAGCGAAUCUCUCAUUUCUGGUUCCACAUCGAUAAGUACAAGCGCGGACGGACUUAAUGCGGACGAGCAGACUGAACUGCAGGUCUUCCUCAACACCUCAGCGAGUAAUGCCAAGUCAUGUGGCUUUGUAGUGUAUCAAAAUAGCAAGCUUUUCCAAUCAAAAACUUUUACAACAACAUCAAAUUUUAGUCAAAAAAUUGUCUCAAGCACGAUUGACGCAAAUAAGGAAGAUCAGAGUAGUUCUGUUACAAUGGUCUUUAAUCCAAAGAACAACCAACAAGGAUUCCAACUCCAUUCCUAUGCCUGUGUCUAUUGGAAUCUUUCAAAGAAGGAUUGGGAUACAUAUGGCUGUCACAAAGAAGAAGGCCUUGAUGGAUUCCUGGGCUGCCACUGCAACCAUACAACGAGUUUCGCUGUAUUAAUGAGUUUCAAAAAGUAUCAUAAAUAUCCUGAAUCACUAGACAUAUUAUCCAUUCUUGGAUGUGCACUGUCCAUUACCGGUCUGGCUGUCACGAUUAUAUUUCAGAUUGUCACAAGGAAAGUCAGGAAAACCUCAAUAACCUGGGUGCUGGUGAGUCUGUGCACAUCAAUGUUGAUUUUCAACCUCCUCUUUGUGUCUGGAAUUGAAAACCCCAAUAAGAACUCAGAGACAAGUGGUAGUGUCAGCACUGUUGACAGUAAUAAUAAUGAAAUUCCCAGACAAGACAUUGUCUUCAGCUCGAAUCCCACGUGCACUGUGUUUGCUGCCUUGCUGCACUACUUUCUCUUGGGGACAUUCAUGUGGACUGGGCUCAGUGCUGCUCAACUCUAUUUCCUGCUGAUUAGGACCAUGAAGCCUCUUCCGCCACGAUUCAUUCUUUUCAUCUCUUUAAUCGGAUGGGGAGUCCCAGCUGUAGUGGUGGCUUUGACAGUGGGAAUUAUUUUUUCUCAGUACAAGGAUGAUCCAGAAUGGGAGUUACACUACCGGCAGGAGCAGAUCUGCUGGCUAGCAGUCCCAGAAAGCACUGGUUUGCUAGCAAGUCCAUUGCUGUGGGCGUUCAUUGUACCUGUGACCAUUAUCCUCAUCAGCAACAUUGUUAUAUUUGUUAUCAUUGUGGUCAAAGUGCUGUGGAAGAACAACCAGAAUCUGACAAGCACGAAAAAGUCUUCAUCCCUAAAGAAGAUUCUGAGCACAUUAUCUAUUGCAGUUGUUUUGGGAAUUACCUGGAUUCUGUCAUACCUCAUGCUAAUUGAAGAUGAUGACAUCAGGAUCAUCUUCAGCUACAUAUUCUGCCUUUUCAACACUACUCAGGGAUUGCAAAUUUUUAUCGUCUACACUGUCAGAACAAAAAUCUUCCAGAGCGAAGCUUCCAAAGUGUUGAAGUCGCUGUCAUCGUCCACUGGGACAGUGAAGUCUCUGCCACCAAUGAUCCCACUGAGGCUGCGUGUCAGGAUGUAUAACAUGCUCAGGUCAUUGCCAGCCCUAAAUGAGCGCUUUAGGCUGCUGGAGCCAUCUCUAGUUAACAAUGAAACGACACUCUCUGAAAGUGACCAAGAAAACCCAAGCAUCUAGACCGUAAAACUGUUACCCUUUGUGGUCCUCUUUUAUUCAACGCAUGUGAGUUUUGUGUUUUCUAUUUCCUUCCUUUAUUACCGAGGCUUCCCAGAAAUUCUCCCUCAAUAUAUUUUGCUCAAGGUUAAGAAUCAGGUAAGACUUGUUGUUUAUUAUCAUCAGGGAUAAUGGAUUUGGUAAUUUUUCUAUUAUUCAAUAGAUUCUUACCCAAAUGAGGUGAAGAAUUCCACCCAGCAUUCAAGAUAACUCAAGAUUAUCAUUGCUCCUUAUAUCAUAAAGUCUAUGUGACAAACUUUAAUAAAAAUGUAGAACCUAAACCAAUUCUUUUACUAAAAAGGACAUGAAGAGAAAAAUUUACCUUCCAGAACAAAAUGAACACUGUGAGGAAUUGCUUGUAUGUAUCAUACUUUUGCUCUCUGAAUAUUUUAAAUUUGUAUGUGCUCAUGGUUUUAUUUCCAACUAAGAAUUUUGCAGCAAUUUAACCUGGAAAGGGAUAUUUUUUUCUGUUAAAAAAAAAUAAAAGCAGGUUUUGUGACCAGAGGAAUUGGCUGUAUGGGAAAUGGGCAGUGAGACGUAGAAAGAUCAGCUGGCUGGUUACUAAACCCUCUGAUUAUUUCUUUACAGUUCUUGAUACAUCUGUCCUUUUAUUGAUGAAAUGACACUGAGACUCAAAAAAUGAAAAGUUUGUCACAAUCACCCCUUGUGGCUUUUAAAAGAUCUAAGCGCUCACGGAAUUUCAAACACUUGAAUGAUGAAUGGCUUCCUAAAUAAAAAAUGACCUUCACUGGGGUGGGGAGCACUCCCACUGGACUGAGGAGGCAAAGCCUUUGAAUUGCAGUGUCUGUUUUGUCAUGAAUUAGGCAGCUGCCGUGAGUGCCCUGAACUAAGGGACUAACAAAUGUCACGUGAGCUGUGGCAGAGGCUCCUCACCACACCCUCAAGAACAUGUGCUUUUUUGAAGAAAGCUUGUAAACGACUGUUGGAUUCCUAGGCAAGCCAAGAGCCUAUUUCAUCUGCAGUGUACUUGAGACCUUACAGGAUAACGGAAAAAAGUAAAGGGGAGAUCAAGAAGAAAGGCAGCCCUCAGAGGUCAGUGUUUUCAGUGUGCUAUAGUGCUCUUCCUGGAUAGGGGCUGGACACUGGGAGAAUUACAAGAUGUGCUGUCUACUCUAUGUCCUCAAAUUUACAUUCAGGUGAAAAUAAACCUUAAGUAAGGGCCACCUUAAACGUGGAAAAAAAAGUCACCAAAGAGCCACAUUCAGCCUGAGGGUGGAGUACACGUGUUCCUUGGGAAUGUUAGUUUUCUUUGCACUUUUUUCAGCACUCUUGGGGGUAUAGCAACUAAAAUUCCACAGAAUGUUCCUGGAAUGGCUGUACCCUCAACGUGCAGCUCCAUGUGUGUGUCACGGAGGCCACAUCAGGCGGGCAUUGAUGUUCCCCUACCUACCCCAAAAUGCUGCCACUCAGAAAGAGUACUAUUGAUUUAAGCCUUUACCUCCUGCACUCGUCGGGAAUUUGUUAGUUUAAUGUUAGAGAGCCAACUCAAAUUAGGUCAAAGGUCAAAGAGAAUUUAAUGACUCAAUUAAUUGUAAAGUCCAAAGGCCAGUGGGUUUUAGGUAGGGUGACUGCAUGUUCUGGUUGCCUGGGCCAGUCCUAAUUUGUGCUGCUGUCCUGACUUCAGUAUUACUAGCAGCCUCUUUUACUCUCAAAAGUGUCCUGGUUUGGGACACAAAAUAUAUGAUAAUGCUGACUUUAAGUCUAGAGUUCAAAUGCAAGUAGUUCAAAGAAUGUGUCAAGAUUCUUUUUCUCUCCCCGUUUCCUGGCUCUUUGUGCUUCUGUGUUGGCUUCAUUCUCAAAUUGGGAUCACAUGGCUGGAAACUGGCCAUUGGCUUCCCCUUCCUCCUGCCCUGCAACCUCCCAUCGGUGUGUCCCAUUGGCUGCAGCAAGCCAGAGCCAGUUGAGCAGGAACCUGGGGGGCUCGGUCCCCUGUGAUAAAGAGCAGAGCAGGGGCAGGGAGAGUAAAGGACCAAGGGCCUGGCACACUCUGCUUGGUCAUGUGCCCACAGGCACUGUGUUCAGAGAAUAUUGGUCCAGCCUGGAUCACAUACUUACCGUGAAGUGGAGGGAUGGGGGCAACCUGAUGGACAGGAUGUCCUGGACAGUUACACUAAGGAUGGGAAGCUGGCAGCAAAACGUUAAGGUGCUUCCACUACAUCUCCUGACAUAAUACAAAUACCUUCCUGGAAAAAGAACCACUUUAAGGCCCAUCUAUCAUUUCUCUUACUCUGAGGAAGCCUAUUAGAUGCUUGUCUGCAGAGGGUUUGAAUGGGGUGAGUAAGAAGAGCAAGAAAUUAUUUGGCACCUUGGAAGUUGAGGAGCAAGGAUGGGGACUAGGAGUAGAAGGGUGACUUACUUAAAAAGAAAAUUGCAGGACAAGGAGAAUCAGAGUACUGCAGAGCUGGGUUUCCCGAUGUUGUGUGGGACUACCUUUCUGUGCUUCUGAUUUAUUUUGUGUGUUGUUUCCUACAGCCUUGUUGGUUGUGGCAGCACAUGUAGUGUCCUUGGGCAAUUUGGAUUUCCUUUCCUGGGUCUUAACUGACAGGUCAGAGCUCCCUGUUUAUUGUCAGAGUCUGGACUGCUUUUUCUCCUAUUCUUCCCAUUUUGAAGUUUAUCUUGCCUCUUUUUUUCUGUUGCCAACAAGGGGAGAUCAUUCUCAAGCUCACUGCUGUCAGUUUGUCUUUGCCUCUUUCAGAAGAGCUUGGCAUUCUUUGCAAACAUUUGGGAAACCUGAGCCAAAAGUGCCAGCUGAGUCAUCCCAGCCUGUCAACCCCUGGAGCUCUCUGGUUCUGUGGAAACCCCUUAAUGGGAUGCUGGGACCUGCAGUACCUAGCUCCUCAGGUGAUGUCCAAGACAGAGCCAUGGGAUUUGGUGCACUCUGGGGACGAGGUGGGGAGGGGAGCAAGGAGCCUAAGAGGAAACUGCCUUCUAUUCCUAUUGACAGUUUUAAAACACUGUGCUAACUGUGUUAUAACAACUUUAGAAGAUAUUCACCAAAUACAAUUUUUAAAAAAGCAAAACUAUAAUUCUCUAACCUAUCAAUAGUCUGUUUACCCAUGUUCCUUUACGCUCUUUGUUUGACUACAUAAGAAUUUAAAUAACUGUAAUUAUCGUAAAUGAAAUUUUAUUCUGAUUUUCACCUGCAAUUACCCAUUUAUGCAGUGCUUAUAAUAAUUAAUGAUUGCAUAACAUAGCAUAAGAUACUAAGUUGUUCUAUUAUUGGAUAUCUGUAUCAUUUCAAUUUUAAUAUUGUAGUGACACAAGAUAAAUAAACUGGUACAUAUAUAUUUCCUUUCUUCCUAAUUAUUUCCCUAAGAUAAACUCUCAGGAUUAGGAUAAAAUGUGUCAAAAGGUAUAGACAUUUGUUUAGCUUCCUUGUAUAUAUUACUAUAUUCUUUGAAGAUGUUGCUCUAAUUUAAAACG
Messenger RNA from Equus caballus (horse), 6075 nucleotides. It is a transcript of the gene ADGRG7, whose product is annotated as adhesion G protein-coupled receptor G7. Gene Ontology annotation, molecular function: G protein-coupled receptor activity. The record is from RefSeq and is a predicted model, not a curated record. Lineage: Eukaryota; Metazoa; Chordata; Mammalia; Perissodactyla; Equidae. Gene Ontology annotation, cellular component: membrane. Gene Ontology annotation, biological process: cell surface receptor signaling pathway; G protein-coupled receptor signaling pathway.